This is a messenger RNA of Rubroshorea leprosula, 1688 nucleotides long. NCBI's taxonomy places the organism in Eukaryota, Viridiplantae, Streptophyta, Magnoliopsida, Malvales, Dipterocarpaceae. The record is from the annotation of a GenBank genome assembly.
AACUUUACUCAAAUCAAAUUCCAUUGUUCUCUUCUUUAAAAUUUAAAAGAAAAAAAAAAAAGAAAAAGGUAGCAAACACAAAAAGCGCGUGAAAAUCAGCACCAAUGAAAUCAUGAUCCUAACCAAGAGACCUGACAUUUGCAGAUUCAACACAAUCAUCGUGAUCGUCUGUAAUUCCUCUUUUUCUCUUCCUCUCUCUUGUUUCCUCCCGGCGGAUGCAACACUGUGAUUGAUGAUCUGUUUGGUUGCAGAGAAAGCGCAGGAAAAUAAAGAGAGGAAAAAGAAAAGAAAAGAAACAAUUUCUUGUUUCAGAAGAUAUAAGAAAGAAAGUUUUUUGCAUUGUCUGCUACUUGAUUAAUUGCUGCCUCACUUGUUUAUCACUCAACUUUCCUUCCUUUUGAUUUCAAGCUGAAAUCGGAAGGCGCUGAUAAAAUUACCGGGACGUUUCCGGUUCCGGAGAUUGGAGAUUUUUGUGGAGGAUUUGGAGACGAGAUGGGAAAAAGUAAUUUUGGUAGAGAAUGGACUCAGAUCUACGCGAUAUACGGCAUGGACCAGUGGCAGACGCUGGUGUUUCUCUUGUGCCAUGCCGUACUGUUCUCGGUGCUGUCCGUGCUGUUUCUGUUAUACUUCGAUGUGAUAUUCUAUUUCUUUCAAACUUUCCUUUCUAGUCCUGGCGCGGCUCGCUUUGCCGCCGGCUUCAGCGGUGCGUUCACGGCUAUCUCGGCCGUUUGCCUUUUCUUCUCCGCGGCUAAUUUCUUUUACUCCGCCGGACCGCUGCACUACGACAUGGCGCAGCGGAUGGUAGGCUCCGUAAACGACUGGUCAACUGUGAAAUUGGCGCUUGACAUCGGGUGCGGGAGGGGGAUACUGCUGAAUGCGGUGGCGAGGCAGCUGAAGAAGACUGGCAGCUCAGGCCGGGUCGUCGGCUUGGACCGGUUAAAACGAACCACUCUCUCAACUCUCCGAACCGCCAAAAUUGAAGGCGUCGGAGAGUAUGUCACGUGCCGGGAAGGCGACGCGAGGAGUCUUCCAUUUGUGGAUAACUAUUUUGAUGCGGUGGUAUCGGCUGUGUUCGUCCACACCGUAGGAAAAGAAUACGGCCAUCGGACGGUGGAGGCGGCGGCGGAGAGAAUGAGGGUACUGGGGGAGAUGGUGAGGGUGUUGAAGCCCGGUGGGGUCGGAGUGGUCUGGGACCUUCUACACGUGCCGGAGUACGUGCGAAGAUUGCAGGAAUUAAAGAUGGAGGACAUCCGGGUUUCAGAGCGCGUGACUGCCUUCAUGGUUGGCAGCCACAUCGUGUCGUUUAGGAAGCCAAGUCAGCAUGUCAUGGGACCCAGUGAAGUCCGACUGGACUGGAGAUUCUGACGUGGAAAUUACAGGUUAAAUUAUAUUUCAAGGAAAAAGAAUAAAAUUACACAUAAAAAGGUUAUAAUUAAUUACUAGUAAAUUACUUUUUUUUUUUUGAAAUAAAAAAGGUCUGGGGAGACGAAGUCGAGCCAGACCCAGAUCACUGGAUGCUUUGCUGAAGAGAGAUACUGAAUGGUCAUCGAUUUUAUAUUGAUGAAUUUUUUUUCUCUUAAUUAGAGUUUGUAAAUCAGGGAGAAAUCCUGCUAGCUAUUGUAUUGAUGUUAAUGUGUACAUGAAGAUGAAGUAUAUAGCACAAUGAGAAAUGAAUUAAAGUGCUUUUC